Amoebophrya sp. A120 is the source of this 1303-nucleotide messenger RNA. The record is from the annotation of a GenBank genome assembly. Lineage: Eukaryota; Dinophyceae; Syndiniales; Amoebophryaceae.
AAGACCGUUCUUGCAUAGCUCUUGUGCAGCACACGCAAAAUAGCUAUGUUGCAACAGAAGACCACUGCGUAACCCGCGAGACGACCGAGCAGCUGACUAAAUGCGAAUUAGCGAAAAAAAAUUUGCGAGUUCUUCAUCAUCUCGGCAGAAAGCGCAGACGUGUCGGUGUUGAUCGUGUGCUGUGUAUACUUACCUACAUCACCUUAUCUGUGCCUCCUCGUAGAGCUUCUCGUUGUCGUUGAAGCCUUGUAAUUCUAAAAGACCUUCUUCUUGUUGCUGUUGAGCACUUGACUUGUACCACAAAAAAAAAAAAUCGUCACGUGAAUAAAAAUGACCGCAAGCAAAGAGACAUCCCAGGCCUACAUGCAGGUCGUAGUGCCCAAGAAUUGCAAACCCGGCUCUACCUUCAAUGUCAAGACACCCGACAAACAGUGGAUGCAGGUACGUAGCUUUUCGCUUCUGUGCUUCAGGAGGACUUGGAAAAGGCCAAACUUUGUGGUGAAAUUGCAAAAUCAUAAAUCAAAGUUUAUCAGCAACAGCUAGUACAGCUUGCUGUGCUUCGACUUAUAUUUGAACAGGAACCGCAAUAAAACAAGUCCGACCGCAGUUGGUACCACUACAAAACAUGCUUGAAUCUUUUUUCGCACGAACAGGUCACCGUUCCAGCGGGCGCCAAGCCCAAGCAAAAAUUGGUUAUGGCUUACGAGCCACUGAACAGCAAUGUGACGUCUUCUAGUUCCUCCAAAAGUACAACACCCUCCGCCCGCGACGACAACAAAUCACAGAGUUCAUCUUCCGCCCGCUCCAGGUCAAGGUCCCAGAAAUCUUCUGCCGGUGAGCGAAGUACAAGUACUAGCACCUCUCUCCAACAUAAGACGACCAAAAAGCAAGCCGCGAGCGACGAGUUUCUCGAGGAGCAACGAUUGGCCUACGAGGCACUUCAGGACAAGUACAUGCAGAAGCAGAAGGAGUCUGUGGUGGUGGAAGUCCCGGUAAAUGCCAAGUCGGGGGAUUUGGUGCAGGUGAGGGUCAGAGGGGGGCAGUUACUGCAAUUUCCCGUGCCGGAGGGAUUGGACAGGGAACAGAGGUUUGUGAACAUGGAAUACGAAAGUCAUGUCAAGAAAAUUUGACGCAAUCUUCCAGAGAGAUGAGGAAGAAGACCAAAUUUCGAAAUGAAAUCUUUGAUGUUUCGCAUGAUUGGAAAUUAUAGCAGGGACGCGUCUCGUUUCCGUGCGACCUUGCUCGUGCAUGUGAGUGUCCGCAGAGUAGAUGCGCUGUUGAUCGAACAUAACGAAUAAAAGAU